GACAUCCCAUGUUGACCAUGCAUAGCUUCCUCAUACGUACAACAGAGUCAUGUCAAGAGAUUAAACUGACGGAACGAGCAGUUCAUCCUUGCACGCUCAAUUAGGUGUCUAUCGAUCUGGUUUCGAUAUCUGGAGCCGUCUCUUCCACACUUGCUUUGUCUAUUUCCAUUAUGUGAGAGAAUCACGAGGACAGCCAACCUCGUUCUGUGCAGAGCGAUCAAGAUCUCCUAUCAGCACCUUGGAGAAUGUGGACCCCCUUAGCCACAUCUACACAUCGAUGUGGUCGCACAACACAGAUAUUGGUCGCUGUGAGCAUGGUAUUAACCCUUCCCCGCCUAUUCAGCCGAGUUAGGCUGCUCUUAUCCAGCAGAGCAGUCUUACGGCUCGCAUAUAAGUCGCGACGGUCACACCGAACCACUCUACAGAGCAAAACGAAGCCAUGUCGUCCUGCCUUUCCUGACUCCCCAAAACAGCGUGUCACCAACCAUGUGGCUCAUCGAGGUUGCCAGCGGCUCGCUCAGGGAGUUCAUCGAAAAGCCACCCCCAUACGCCAUCCUCUCGCACCGCUGGGGCCGCUCCGAGGACGAGGUGCAGUUCAAAGACCUGAUAGACGGCCGUCGGGCAGUCUGGUCGAUGCCUGGAUAUCACAAGAUACGGCAGACGUGCAAGCGUGCUCGAGAGCAUGGAUUGGGAUAUGUGUGGAUUGAUACGUGCUGUAUCGACAAGUCGAGUAGUGCGGAGUUAUCAGAAAGUAUUAAUUCGAUGUUUGAGUAUUACCGUGCGGCUGUGGUGUGUUUUGUAUAUUUGAAUGAUCCAGCACUCGAAUCAUUACCAAACCCUCCCAUCCGUAUAUCUUCCAGCGAAUGGUUCAGAAGGGCUUGGACAUUGCAAGAGCUCCUAGCACCGAUCCAGAUCAAGUUUUACUCCAAAGACUGGACGUUCCUUGGGCCAAGAGAUUCUCCUUUCAUCAUAACUGAGAUUCACAAAGCUACGUCGAUCCACCAACGGUACUUCUUGCAACAGAUUUCUAUUGAAUCUGCAAGUAUCGCAGAAAGAAUGUCAUGGGCAGCGAAUCGAGUAGCUACCCGCCCCGAGGAUGUGUCCUAUUCAUUGCUUGGGAUCUUUGGGAUAAACAUGCCUUUGCUGUACGGUGAGGGUCGUCUCAGAGCAUUUCAGCGUUUACAAGAAGUGAUAAUUGGUAAUCAUGAUGAUUACUCCGUCUUUGCGUGG
Messenger RNA from Pseudovirgaria hyperparasitica, 1230 nucleotides. Its product is annotated as HET-domain-containing protein. The record is from RefSeq and is a predicted model, not a curated record. The annotation marks the transcript as partial. The transcript is spliced from 3 exons. Lineage: Eukaryota; Fungi; Ascomycota; Dothideomycetes; Acrospermales; Acrospermaceae.